Molecule: messenger RNA, 903 nt
Organism: Suncus etruscus (white-toothed pygmy shrew)
Lineage: Eukaryota; Metazoa; Chordata; Mammalia; Eulipotyphla; Soricidae
Gene: SBSPON
Product: somatomedin B and thrombospondin type 1 domain containing
Exons: 5
Coding region: 1-795 (264 amino acids)
Source: RefSeq, a predicted model, not a curated record
AUGGGAAGCCUGUGGCUGGCGCUAUGCGCGCUGGCCGGGCUGUGGCCCUGGGUCCGAGGAGGCUGCCUGGAGAAGCGGCUCUGCUGUCCGGGCCGGGACCCCACCUGCUUCGUGGAAGGCUGGAGGCUGGACAGGGAGUUUGGAAAGUGCUUCUGCGACCAGGCCUGCCAUAGCAUCGGAGACUGCUGCUUUGACUACGACAGGGCAUGCCCAGCUCGUCCAUGCAUCGUGGGGCAGUGGAGCCCUUGGAGUGGAUGUGCAGACCGAUGCAAGCCAUCCAUCCGUGUGCGGAGGCGCUCGGUGCAACAAGAGGCCCAGAAUGGGGGUGAACCCUGCCCUCCCCUGCAAGAGAGAGCCAGCUGCCUGGAGUACUCGACGCCCCAAGGCCAGGAGUGUGGGCACAGCUUUGUUCCUGCCUUUAUAACUACCUCUGCAUUCAACAAGGAGAGGACGAGGAAAGUUCCAUCUCCAAAUUGGUCUUCACACAGAGAAGUUCCUGGUUACUGUAUGGAGUUCAAGACAGAAUCAUACACACCUCAUUGUACUAUGGAUUAUGGACCCCUGACUCGAUGGAUGCAGUAUAUUCGGGCGGGGUACACAGUGUGUGUUGAUUGUCAACCCCCUGCUAUGAAUGCCACAAGCCACCGUUGCUCUGGAGAUGGCCUGGACUCUGAUGGAAGUCAAACUCUCCACUGGCAAGCAAUUGGCAACCCUCGAUGUCAAGGAACUUGGAAAAAGGUUCGACGAGUCGACCACUGUUCUUGCCCAGAUGUUCACAGUUUCAUUUUUAUAUAGAUUGUCAUGUAAAUAUUUCAAAAUGUAUUUGGAAACAUGCUCAAUUUUUAUCAAAUUAUACUUAAUACAUCAAAGCCAGGCAAAAAUCGUUCAACCCAGGUGGUUGAA